Molecule: messenger RNA, 2482 nt
Organism: Aspergillus calidoustus
Lineage: Eukaryota; Fungi; Ascomycota; Eurotiomycetes; Eurotiales; Aspergillaceae
Source: the annotation of a GenBank genome assembly
CAAAGACGGACUCGACGCCCCAUCUUUUCCCCAUGUCAAACCUUGAUCCGUUGACAUCCACGCGAGUGAAGCUUUCGGAGACUGAAACCAUUGCAUGGAUGCCGAUCCAGCGGAGAAACGACGAGACGGGCGCCCGCCGGAUACGAGACUAGCCACUUGUGCUGCCCCCACUGCCCCAUCAAUGCGACGCUGCCCCUGGCCUGCACAUUGAACCUUGGAAGAGGAUUUCUGCAGACAAAAAUGGACCUCCUGAACGGCAUCUGGGCCAGACUCGAGGCCGAGACCGAGGAUCACCCGAACAUUGGCCUAUGGCACAGCCGGAAAGUGCGGAAUAAGCCUUAAGGAGGGGUGUUUCCUUCAAUAAUUCCUACAUUGAGCUUCUCUCUAGUCUCAGCCAGCUGCGUUUUGCUUCGCCUGACCAUGGCGCCCUACCAAUCGCCCGUUUACCCCCUGCACGACGCCGACACGGCGAACCUUUCCGUCUCGCAGUUUAUGACCCGGUACAAUCCCGAUGAAGUUUCCGCAUCCAAGGUCGUUCACGUCGACACUCUCUCCUCGGACGCAAUCACAUACGGCAGUCUCCGUGAAGACGCCGGUCGCGGGGCCUGGGGCUUGCGCGAGAAGUUGGGCCUGAAACCGGGAGAUGUGCUCCUGGCCCUUGUCAAGAAUUCCAAUGCCUUUGUUCGCCUUGCGCAUGCCACAUGGUGGGCUGGCGCCGUAUUCGCGCCGCUCAACACCGCCGCAACGCGUGCCGACAUUUCGCACGUUCUCCAGAUCGUCCGCCCGACGCAUGUCGCGACCAUUGCAGAGAAACUCGACGAUGUCCGCGCGGCCGUCGCUUCUCACUCGCCGAGCACGAGUAUCCUAACCGUUCUGACACGUGCGGAUAGCCUGCCAAUGUUCCCAGAUGACAUACUCGGCAAGACAGAAACCGAAGCACUUCCACCGCAUGACCUCGAGGGGAGACACGCCAAGGAUGUCCCCAGCACAAUCUGCUUCUCGUCGGGGACAACCGGGAAAAUGAAGGGCGUGCAGCUCUCGCACUACAAUCUCAUCAUGAACACAAUUACAAUGCGCACAUCCAUGCCGGCGCGAGUCAACAGCACCGUCCGCGAGGUCUUUUUCGCACCAUACUGCCACAUCUACGGCCUCACAAUCGCCGUGCUAGCCGGCAUGUGGGUCGGAGCGCUAUACUGCGGGCUGCCGGCCUUUGACCUGGAAACCUUUUGUCGAAAAUCGAGCGAGAUCGAGGUGACGGACCUGCAUCUCGUUCCGCCUGUUGCGCUGGCCCUUGCGACGUCGCCGGUUGCGCAAAAGUAUGGGCUAGAUUCGCUGAAGAGGAUUGUCAUUUCGGCUGCGCCGUUGAAGAAAAACGUCCAGCUUUUACUGAAGAAACGUCUUCCGCAUACAAGUGUCGUUCAAGGAUACGGCCUUACAGAAUGCACAGGCGGCGUGAUCCACCAGAUAGAUGAAGAGGAGGAAGCACAUGGGUGUGUUGGGAAGCUCUUUGCCGGAGUCGAGGCCCGCCUCGUCGACCCAAACACAAAGAAAGACGUUGCUGUAGGGCAGGAAGGAGAGUUGUGGGUUCGAGGUCCGGUGGUGAUGAUGGGCUAUGUCGGCGACAGCAAGGCAACAGCUCAGGAAUUCUCCGAAGGAUGGCUCAGAACAGGCGAUAUCCUCACGAUAGACGAGAAGCAGAACUUUUGGGUGACGGAUCGGCUCAAGGAGAUGAUCAAAUAUAAAGGCCUCCAAAUCCCCCCCUCCGAACUCGAAGACCUCCUACUCCGCCACCCCGCCGUAACCGACGCCGCCGUCUGCGCAACCUACGACGACGCGCAAGCAACCGAAGUGCCCCUCGCCUACGUCUCUCUGGCACCAAACACCCUAGAGGCCCUAGGAAUCCCGCCCUCCUCUCCAUCUCCCUCUUCAAAGUCGAGUCCCGUGACAGACGAAAAACUGCAAUCCCUCCUCGAGGAGAUCCGUCGUUGGGCUGACAGCCAGGUCGCGGGAUAUAAGAAGCUUCGCGGGGGCGUGUUUCAUUUGCAGGAGUUGCCCAAGACGGCGACGGGGAAGAUUCUGCGGAGGUUGUUGCCUGUUAAGGUUGCGGAGAGCAGGCGGGCGGGGAAGCUCUAGAUAGUCCUUUUUUCGAAUGGAAUUGGUGAUUCUAGUGAAUGUCUAGGGGUGGGAGGGGCCGAGAUCAGAUGUGACCGACUAUCUUUGUCUGUUGUUGAGUGAGAGAGUGUGUAUGUCUUUUGGCUUUGAAAUGGGUUAGCUGGUCCUCGGCCAGCGGUUGUGUACUAUUAAGAUGGGAGAAUGUGAAUAGCUCUGAGUAGCCUUUUUGUCUAGAGAUUGUUGGAACACACGACUCGGUGCAUAAUCCAUCGUGGAACGAUUGCCUCUUCGCUUACCCUAUUUGCUUAGUUAUACAGAGUCAAACUGCCCCCGGGCAUAUCUUGCUGAUUCAAUAGACCAAGCUCUCUCC